This is a messenger RNA of Rosa rugosa (rugosa rose), 1011 nucleotides long. RefSeq lists its product as uncharacterized. The record is from RefSeq and is a predicted model, not a curated record. NCBI's taxonomy places the organism in Eukaryota, Viridiplantae, Streptophyta, Magnoliopsida, Rosales, Rosaceae. The coding region runs from base 121 to 429 and encodes 102 amino acids. The transcript has 3 exons.
AAAACAAGAGCCAAAAAUUAGAAAAACAAAAAACGCCAGAGGAAGAUCGAGCGAUCUCUCCAAAGCGAAAAGUUUCAGAGAGGGAAAGUGCCCCACGGAGAGAGAGAGAGAGGGAAAGAGAUGAGUGAAAUUUCAGGUUGCAGAUCGUUGAGUUCGCUCUUGUUAUUGGGUACAAUUUUCCUACAAUUCAUUCCAGGGUUUUCUGAUGAUGGCAAAAACAGUACAAAUCCUGCGAGUCAUGCUACCUCCAACAGCAGAAAUGGGUCUACAUUGGCCUUUAUACCUUUUGGACUUGUAGUGGUUGGAUUGUUAUCCUUUUUCCUCUUUAAGCUAUGGCAAAAGAAGAAACGAGAAGAGCAGUAUGCUCGUCUUUUGAAGUUGUUUGAAGAAGAUGAUGAGCUUGAGCUUGAACUUGGUCUCCGGGAUUGAUAUACUUAGUUCAUAUAGUCAAGGUCAAUGGCUUUUGUAUUUGAAAUAUUCAGUCUCCUGAUAACCAACCUCACAAGUUGGUGUCCUCGAUUGAGGUUAGAUAGAUUUUGUCAGCUGUAAUAUUUGUAAUCAUAUGCCCAUGAUUUUUCUUUUUGUUUGGUUUUGGAAUAUCAUUUCAAAUGAGUUGUGAGUUAAGGAAAUGAUACUACCACUUACGUGGAGCGUUUUUAGAUUCCCAUUGAAAGUUUGUAUAUUGCCUUGAAUUUUGAAUUUAAUGUUUGAUGGACAUCAAAGUCUUGACACGUGGUUUGGAGUUUGUUCCAAGAAGAGGCAUCUUGAUAUGCUCUGAGGAGACUUUAGGCCAUAAGUACAUCAUCAUGUUUUCAUUGGCUCGGCUUAAUUGGAUGAGAAUCAUGAGAUAAACUUGUGUGCUUCAUAGACAUUUUUUCCAAUCACUUUGCCUAUGUGGAGCAAUGUUUUCUGUAAUAGGUCUUGUGUGUUGUGUGUGUUUGGAAAAAGGAAGCAACUUCAAUUAUAUUGGUACUGGAAUCAAGGCAGUGAUAUACUUGUUGGUUGAUUAUA